AUGGGCCCUUUGCUUGCACUCGGGUGUAAGAAAACACUAGACCUUAAAGAUAUUCCUCAACUUGCUAAUCCUGAUAGUGCCAAUUCGGUCUUCAGUCAUUUUAGAAAUAAACUUGAUUCUGAUGCUAAUGGCAGUGGUAAAGGUGGUCAGGUAAGCACACUCAAGUUGGGGAAGGCAUUGGGUUUCUCAUUGUGGAAAGAAAUUUUAUGGACCGCUCUAUUCUCCAUUAUACGCACACUGGCUUCUUAUGUUGGGCCAUAUCUUAUUUUUGCUUUUGUUCAAUAUCACAAUAGUCCUCACCAACUAAACUACGAAGGCUAUACACUAGUGUUUAUUUUCUUUCUUUCAAAGCUCAUAAAUGGCCUUUCUGAUAGACAUUUGUCCUUUCUACUACGAAAGAUGGCAAUUAGGAUCCGUGCUACCUUAUUUGCUAUAAUCUAUAACAAAGGUCUCAAGCUUUCAAACCAAUCAAAGCAAGUCCACAGUAGUGGAGAGAACAUUAAUUUAAUGAGUGUUGAUGUUGAGAGGACUAGCCUUUUCAGUUGGUACUUGCACUAUAUAUGGAAGGUUCCUCUUCAGGUUGUUCUAGCAUUAUUGAUCUUGUACAAGCGCAUUGGGCUUGCUUCACUUGUGGCUUUUGUUACCAGAUUGAUUUUAAUGUUGGUAAAUAUUCCACUAGGAAAACUACAAGAGAAAUUUCAAGGGAAGUUAAUGGAUUCAAAGGAUCAAAGGAUGAAGGUAACAUCUGAGGCUCUGAGAAAUAUAAGGAUUCUCAAGCUCCAAGGUUGGGAGAUGAAGUUCUUGGCUAUGAUAGUUGAACUCAGGAGCUUUGAAACAAGAUGGUUAAAGAAGUUAGUUUAUACAUCAGCUAUGACUGUCUUUGUCUACUUAUCUGUUCCCAUGCUUUUGUCCAUGGUUACUUUUGGGUUUUGUAUCUUUACGAGAAUUCCGUUUGAGUCAGGGAAGAUUCUAUCUGCACUUGCAACAUUUGAGAUACUCCAAGGGCCCAUUUAUAAUCUUCCAGAUACAAUAUCCAUGGUAAUUCAAACUAAAGUUUCUCUUGAUAUGAUAGUCUCAUUCCUCUGUCUUGAUGAAUUUCAUCCGAAUAUAAUACAAAAGCUUCCAAGAGAUAGUGCCCAAGUUGCAAUUGAGAUAGUCGAGGGUAAUUUCGCUUGGGAUCUUCAUUCCCCUACUCUAACAUUGAAAUAUCUUAAUUUUCAAGUGUAUCACAGUAUGAGAGUGGCUAUUUGUGGUUCAGUUGGGUCAGGCAAGUCAAGCUUACUUUCUAGUAUAUUGGGAGAAGUGCCGAUAGUAUCUGGAACAAUUAAGUUGAAUGGUAAAAAAGCCUAUGUUUCACAAUCACCUUGGAUAUAG
This is a messenger RNA of Macadamia integrifolia, 1374 nucleotides long. Its product is annotated as ABC transporter C family member 3-like. Gene Ontology annotation, biological process: transmembrane transport. The transcript has a single exon. Gene Ontology annotation, cellular component: vacuolar membrane; plant-type vacuole. NCBI's taxonomy places the organism in Eukaryota, Viridiplantae, Streptophyta, Magnoliopsida, Proteales, Proteaceae. Bases 1 to 1374 code for a protein of 457 amino acids. Gene Ontology annotation, molecular function: ATP binding; ABC-type transporter activity; ATP hydrolysis activity. The record is from RefSeq and is a predicted model, not a curated record.